Molecule: messenger RNA, 888 nt
Organism: Candida dubliniensis CD36
Lineage: Eukaryota; Fungi; Ascomycota; Pichiomycetes; Serinales; Debaryomycetaceae
Gene: SSO2
Product: syntaxin
Exons: 1
Coding region: 1-888 (295 amino acids)
Biological process (GO): intracellular protein transport; exocytosis; vesicle fusion
Cellular component (GO): SNARE complex; endomembrane system; plasma membrane
Molecular function (GO): SNARE binding; SNAP receptor activity
Source: RefSeq, a predicted model, not a curated record
AUGAGCAACCCGUAUCAGAAUUCCCAUAAUGGUUAUCAACAAAACAACUCAUAUGAGUUGAACAGUUAUCCUAAUAAACAAUAUUCUUCAUCUAAUGAAGAUGACUUUGUUCAAUUUAUGAAUGAGAUCCAAGACAUAAAUUCACAAUUAGAUAAUUAUUCCAAUAUAAUCAAUCUUAUUGACAACAAACAGAAAAACUUUUUACAUGGGUUGGAUUUGAAUGAUGAAGAUACUGAAUAUGACUCAAAACAAAUUGAAAAUUUGGUCAAUGAAGCCCAGUCUUUGCAAUUAGACUUGAAAAAUAGAAUCAAAAAUGUGCAAACUCAAGCCGUUCAUUCCAGAGACCAAACCAAAGUUGAUCAAGCUGAAACUUGUAGAAAGAGAUUUUUAGAUUUAAUUCAAGAUUAUAGAUUGGUUGAAGCCAGAAACAAAGAAAGUACUAAAGAGCAAGCUGCCAGACAAUAUCAAAUAAUAAAGCCAGAUGCUACUGAUGAAGAAAUCAAAGCAGUAGUAGAAGAUGGCUCUCAACAAUACUUUCAACAAGCAUUAAUGCAAUCGAAUAGAAGAGGUGAAGCCCGUUCAGUAUUAAACGAAGUCCAAGUUAGACAUCGUGAAUUAUUGAAAUUAGAAAAAACAAUGGCUGAAUUGACCCAAUUAUUCCAUGAUAUGGAAGAAUUAGUUAUUGAACAAGAUCAACCAAUCCAACAAAUUGAGGAACAAGUCGGAGCUGCUCAACACGACAUUGAACAAGGGGUCGGUCAUACCAAUAAGGCAGUGAAAAGUGCCAAAUCUGCCAGAAAGAAGAAAUUAUGGUGUUUUUUCAUUUGUCUUAUUAUCGUUAUCAUUUUAGCUGUCAUUUUGGGUGCAUACUUUGGUACAAGAAAUUGA